Micropterus salmoides (largemouth bass) is the source of this 3161-nucleotide messenger RNA. RefSeq lists its product as uncharacterized. Gene Ontology annotation, biological process: cell surface receptor signaling pathway. Gene Ontology annotation, molecular function: transmembrane signaling receptor activity. The transcript has 11 exons. The record is from RefSeq and is a predicted model, not a curated record. NCBI's taxonomy places the organism in Eukaryota, Metazoa, Chordata, Actinopteri, Centrarchiformes, Centrarchidae. Bases 36 to 1253 code for a protein of 405 amino acids.
AGUUGUGUUUCUCUUGAUUUGAUGCAGUUUCAGUGAUGGAUCUGAGGAUGAGGCACACUUUGCUCUGUGUGCUGGGUAUUUUCAUGCUGAAUACACACCUCUAUGGACAUGCCAAAGAGAUAAAAAGGCCUGUUGUAACCCUACAACCAAACUGGCCGAAGAUAUUCUCAGGAGAGAGGAUCACUCUCAGAUGUGAGAUUAAGAGUGAAGGAGACACUGAGUGGGAGUAUGAAUGGAGAACAACCAGCUCAAUAAAACCUCCAAAUGGAAUUGUAUUUGAAAUCUUGAAGGCUCACACAGUCCACAGCGGAGACUAUAGCUGUAAGGGCAAAAACAAAACCAAAAAUUCUUCAACAAAGUGGAGCAAUAACUUCAAAUUAACAGUGUGUAACUGUCAUUCCCAGCCUGUCCUCACUGUGUCUCCAUCCUGGCUGAGUCCUGGAGCCUCAGUAACUCUGAGCUGCAGAGUUAAAGAUCCAUCUGCAGGAUGGAGGUUCUUCUGGUUUAAGGCUGUUCCCAAACUAUCAGCCAACUACUACGACCAAGAGCUGCUACCUGGCAGCAGCAACGGGACUGAACAGGAUUCCUACAUCGUUCAUGGACAGACACACACAGCAGGAUAUAAGUGCAGAGCUGGAAGAGGAGAUCCAGUGUAUUACACUGAUGACAGUAUAGCAAAGUUUGUCUGGUCUGCAGAUCUUAAAUCAUCAGCGUCUCUCACAGUGAAUCCUGACAGAGUGCAACACUUCUCCUCUGAGCCUGUCUCCCUCAGUUGUGAGGGAAACUCAACAGAGUGGAGAGUGAUGAGGUUUACCGAAAAAGGCAGUCUAUUAAGCUGUAAUAACUGGGGGAAAAUGAUUGGAUCCACAUGCCAUAUGCACCAUUUAACGUACACUGAUGCAGUGUACUGGUGUGAGUCUGGGUCAGGAGAGUUCAGUAAUGCUGUCAACAUCACGGUACACUUGUCCAGGCCUGAAAGCCAUUCAUUUUUUAUGCCGGUGUUCAUUGGGAUCCUUACUGGAGUUUUACUGAUUAUUCUCCUGCUCUUGCUAUAUCGCAUCAUAAAAUCCAAGGAUCCAUGCGGUGACAGACCCACACAGUCUCAGAGCAUCGAUCAGGACAAUCGGGUCACCCAGGAUAAAACUCAAGAGCAAGUAUACUCCUCUCUUCUUGAAGGUGAUGUUUGUGUCUACGAAUCGAUCGGUGGUUGUGAAGACAGCGGCAGUGCUAAAAGACCUUUACAAGAGGAGUAAGCGUGAAGAUCCAGAGGAGAGCUCGGACUACAAUCCAUGUUUAACCACAGGUCCAUAAAGAGAAGUGCAUCAUCAACAAAACAAGUGAAGCUCUGAUGACAACAUCAAAAAAGACUAUUACAAGUGCUCUUUGGAUAUUUUAGUUCUUUCCUGGUACUUUUGUAGUUCAAUAGGAGAUUAUAUAAAAUAAUUACAUGAUGUGGAUUUAAUUUUUAACCAUCUGUUGGUCAUAGCACAAAUGGCCUACUCAGUCUGACUCCCAGAUCGUCAAAUACCAACGCUUUGUCACACCCUUCAGCAUCUCAUACAGAUGUACGAGGUGCUUUUUAUCGUCUGUAUUAGAUGCCUUUAAAAGCGUAGUUAAUGUUGUGAAUAUAUUUCCCAGUUUGGGUAGGUGUAGGCAAUAAUACUAGGUUAAGUUUAUGAAAAGAUUGCAGUUUGGGUUAAAAUAAGUACGUCAAGAGACAUGACGUAAGUGGCGGACGUGACGUGGCGCUAUGUAACUUAAAACUGUUAAUAAGUUAAGACUUGUGCUUUCACACAAACCCUGAGGCCUAUACUUCGAAGGGAGUUUGACCUACUCAGAUUUAACUUGGGGUUAUCAAGCAAAGUCAGGGUUGACAAACUGACUCCCGACACGCGUGUCAAACGGUAUCAAACGGUUGAGUCAGUGUUCACUCAAUUGGAGUUGGUUCGCAUUCGCAUAAAGGCAAGCAGGGUUUUUUCACAAUAGCGCAUGCUCCAUAUUUUCCCCAGAAGAAUGCCCAAUGAUAGUAUCAGGAGAUGAGGAGUGUAAAGAAACGUUAAUGGCCUAAUCUGACACCGUGGCAGCCAACAAAUCUAGGUUAGGCAUGUUGGCAGUGAAUUGAGUAAAUUUGGAAAUUAUCAGUGCUCUUGUUGAAAUUCUAUAUUUAGUAUUUUAUGGACUCUUCUUUUAUGUGAAAUAUGAUUAAGAAGUAAAGGUACAACUGCACAUAAGAUCCAUUGUAAUUUUAAAAAAUGGAGCCUGCUGAGAGGAGUUAAAAUCCGGGAAAAAAAACAAACUUAGAAUUUCUUAGAUUCAAGUGGUAAAUGUAAAAAAAUCAAACACAAAUCUACCAGUAAAAACAUGAAUAUUCUCACCAUUAUACAUUAUAGUCAUACAUUUGUGAGAGAAUCUCUCUGAAAAAGUGUUUUUUUGUCACAUCGCUUCACUUUGCAAUGCUGCAACAUCAUAAACACACCUCGUGUAUUAUGUAUGCUGUGGGAAAUUAUAGCCUAUUACAGUUCACAAUCAGAUUUAGCAUUGCGGAAAUAGACUACCUGUGACUUCAGCCCACAUCACCAUAUUAUCAUAUGCAUUGGGACUUUAGAGACUUUGCCAUGAAAUAACUUUAAUUUUAGGGAAUUUCUGAGUUUUAUUCUUGCAAAUUUACUAUUUUCACCUAGGAUUUUCUUUCUUGGAUUACUUUGGACACAUAAAAUUGUCAAUCUAAAUAGGUGAAAACAUUUAGGAUAGUUUCAUUAUUGUUAGCCUGUACUAAUGAUUAAGAUCUUCUCCCUAAACAAACAACUACAGACCCGUCGCCCUGACCUCUGUGGUUAUGAAGUCCUUUGAACGCCUUGUGUUGUUCCACAUAAAAUCCCUUACAGACCCACUCCUUUGACCCCCUGCAGUUCAACUACAGAGCCAACAGGUCUGUAGAUGAUGCAGCAAACAUGGCCCUUCACCGCGGAGAUGGUCGUGGAUUUCAGAAAGAGCACAGCCCCACCUUCCCCCAUCAUCCUGUGUGAGUCCCCAGUCAUCACUGUGGACUGCUUCCUGGGCACCAUCAUCUCCCAGGACCACAAGUGGAAGCUGAACAUCACCUCCAUCAUCAAAAAGGCCCAGCAGAGGAUGUACUUCCUGCAGCAGCUGAAGAAGUUCAG